UACAUUCAUUCAUACAUAUAAAUCCUCUGAUGUUACAUCAACCCCAAAUCGCGAAGAUGGGAGACAAAGGAGAAUUGUCUGCAACAAUCAAGUGGCCGAAGAUCAAAGCCAAACCCAAUCUCAGUGUCUCUUAUCUCAAGAAUCUUGAUCUCUUCACGGUGGAGAACUGUCUCACUAGUGAUGAGUCAAAGGGCUUUGUUAAAAUCGCAGAGUCUCUAGGUUUCACUCACCAAGGAAGCCGAGGCCCUGCUUAUGGUGAAGCUUUUAGAGAUAACCAUCGAAUCUCUGUGAACGAUCCUGUUCUUGCUGACACACUAUGGCAAUCCGGGCUUUCUAAUUUGUUUACUGAUAUCAAGAUUAGGAGGAGAGUUGCUGUUGGUUUGAAUCCAAACAUUCGAUUUUACAGGUAUAGUGCUGGUCAGCAUUUUGGUCGUCACAUUGAUGAAAGUGUUGAUCUUGAAGAUGGGAAGCGGACCUAUUACACAUUGUUGAUAUAUCUAAGCGGCAACAAUAACGCAAAAUCCAAAUCCAAGAGCAGUUCUUCAAGCAAGACGAAUGAUUCUCCUUUAGCUGAGCCUUUAGUAGGUGGAGAAACUGUCUUUUAUGGUUCAAGGAACAGUAUCGUAGCUGAGGUAGCUCCAGUGGAAGGUAUGGCUCUGUUUCAUAUUCAUGGAGACAAGUGUAUGUUGCACGAAGGAAGAAAUGUUUCCAAGGGAGUCAAGUAUGUGUUCCGUUCUGAUGUUGUUUUUGCAUAACGAAACAUUAUUCAAAUUCUAUGUGUUUUGUGUUUCACAAAUUUAUUACUUUCAUUCAACAUUUCGAACCAUCAAUUAACUUUAUGUUCACUGAA
Raphanus sativus (radish) is the source of this 850-nucleotide messenger RNA. RefSeq lists its product as uncharacterized. The coding region runs from base 30 to 755 and encodes 241 amino acids. Gene Ontology annotation, molecular function: procollagen-proline 4-dioxygenase activity; L-ascorbic acid binding; iron ion binding. Gene Ontology annotation, cellular component: endoplasmic reticulum. Gene Ontology annotation, biological process: peptidyl-proline hydroxylation to 4-hydroxy-L-proline. Lineage: Eukaryota; Viridiplantae; Streptophyta; Magnoliopsida; Brassicales; Brassicaceae. The record is from RefSeq and is a predicted model, not a curated record. The transcript is spliced from 4 exons.